This is a messenger RNA of Tarenaya hassleriana, 558 nucleotides long. RefSeq lists its product as uncharacterized. The record is from RefSeq and is a predicted model, not a curated record. The transcript has 4 exons. NCBI's taxonomy places the organism in Eukaryota, Viridiplantae, Streptophyta, Magnoliopsida, Brassicales, Cleomaceae. Bases 1 to 558 code for a protein of 185 amino acids. Gene Ontology annotation, molecular function: zinc ion binding.
AUGGCCAGUUCAGAAAAUUUUUGCCACAUAUGCGGUUUCUGGUUUUUCGAGAAACCUUGGAUGAAAGGGAAUUGUUCAUCUGAGGGUGGAAGGAGUUCUUCAACAUCCAGUGCACGAUCAAGUCGGAGAAAAGGGCGAUCGAGUGAACGCAAGGUUUAUCCAUGGAAAUGCGAAUGUGGAUGUGACGUUGUGAGAUUGACAUCGAAAACAGAGAAUAAUCCCGGAAGAGUGUUCUUCUGUUGUGAGAAACAGGAGGGAAAUUUUAAUCACUUCUUCAAAUGGUUUGAUGAGGUUAUGGAAGACAAAAUGGACAAUUUUGAUGAAGGAUUAGAAAGAGUACUAAUGGAUACGGAAGCAUACAAACUGAGGAUCGGAAAGAUGGAAAUUGAGUUGGAAGAGUACAGAGUGAAGACGAGAAACUUGGAGGUUGAGUUGGAAGAGUACAAGGAGAAGACGAAAAAGUUGGAGGAUGUGUUGGAAGACUACAAAGGCGUGAUGCUUAAAUUUGUGGUAGUUGUCGUAGUUGUAGUUAUGAUGCAUUUGAAGAGAAUGUAUUAA